Messenger RNA from Gadus chalcogrammus (walleye pollock), 5913 nucleotides. RefSeq names its product dihydropyridine-sensitive L-type skeletal muscle calcium channel subunit alpha-1-like. Gene Ontology annotation, cellular component: voltage-gated calcium channel complex; membrane. Gene Ontology annotation, molecular function: high voltage-gated calcium channel activity; calcium ion binding. Gene Ontology annotation, biological process: calcium ion import across plasma membrane. The record is from RefSeq and is a predicted model, not a curated record. Lineage: Eukaryota; Metazoa; Chordata; Actinopteri; Gadiformes; Gadidae. The transcript has 35 exons. Bases 41 to 4051 code for a protein of 1336 amino acids.
UUUUGUGUUUUUUCCUUCCUAGGUAAACGAUGCCAUCGGAAUGGAGUGGUCCUGGAUUUAUUUCACCACGUUGAUCUUGGUCGGGUCCUACUUUGUACUCAACCUGGUUCUAGGAGUGCUUAGUGGUGAGUUUACGAAGGAGCGAGAGAAGGCCAAGUCCCGUGGAGAAUUCCAGAUACUCAGGGAGACACAACAGUUGGAUGAAGAUCUGAAGGGCUACAUGGAGUGGAUAACUCAGGCAGAGGUGAUUGACAAUGACCAGGAGGGCCAAGGUCUGCUCCCCCUAGAAGAUGGAGGAUCAGAGGCAGAUAGUUUCAGUAAAAUGGACACCAUGCACCGGAUCAUUUUCUACUAUAAACGCGCUCGCAGAUGGAACCAUUUCUGCAGAAGAAAAUGCCGGAUGUAUGUAAAGUCCAAGCUCUUCACCUGGUGGGUAAUCCUGCUGGUUUUCCUCAACACACUGGCUGUUGCAACUGAGCAUCAUCAGCAGUCAAAGAGUCUCACCGAUUGGCAAGGUACUUCCAACAAGCUUCUGCUGUCCAUGUUUGCCAUUGAGAUGUUGAUGAAGAUGUAUGCACUGGGGCUUCCCUCCUACUUCAUGUCACUGUUCAACCGCUUCGACUGCUUUGUUGUGACCACUGGCAUCUUGGAGCUAAUCCUGGUCCGGAUGAACAUCAUGUCUGCUAUGGGGAUUUCUGUGCUACGUUGCAUCAGACUGCUACGCCUUCUCAAAGUCACUAAGUACUGGACAACCCUCAGUAACCUGGUUGCAUCCCUGCUGAAUUCAAUGAGAUCAAUUGCCUGCUUGCUGCUUCUCCUCUUCCUCUUCAUUGUCAUAUUUUCAUUGCUGGGGAUGCAGGUGUUUGGAGGGAAAUUCAACUUUUCCAACCAACCCAAACCACGUAGCACAUUUGACAGCUUUCCUCAGGCCCUCAUCAGUGUAUUCCAGAUCUUGACAGGAGAGGACUGGAACUUGAUAAUGUACGACGGCAUCAUGGCCUAUGGUGGACCUAGCAUGCCUGGGAUACUAGUUAGCAUUUACUUCAUUAUCCUCUUCAUCUGUGGAAAUUUCAUCCUGCUGAACGUCUUCCUGGCCAUUGCCGUGGAUAACUUGGCCGAGGCUGAAUCUCUGACGUCGGCUCAGAAGGAAAAGGCAGAAGAGAAGAAACGCAAGAAAGUGCUCUCGGCCAACAUGCCUGACAAAGCUGCCGAGGAGAAAGCCUUUCUGGCCAAGAAACUGGCAGAUCAAAGAGCCAAGGGCAUAGAGGGGAUCCCUACCACUGCAAAGCUCAAAAUCGAUGAGUUUGAGUCCAACGUCAAUGAAAUCAAAGACCCGUUUCCUCCUGCAGACUUCCCUGGUGACGAUGAGGAGGAAGACCCUGACAUCCCUGAGAGCCCCAGGCCCCGCCCCAUGGCCGACUUGCAGCUGAAGGAGGAGGCUGUGCCCAUGCCAGAGGCCAGCUCAUUCUUCAUCUUCGGCCCCCAGAACAAGUUUCGUAAACUGUGCCAUCGCAUCAUCAAUGCCACCACUUUCACCAACAUCAUCCUGCUCUUCAUUCUCCUGUCCUCCAUCUCACUGGCGGCUGAGGACCCCAUUGAUCCCAUGUCCUUCAGAAACCAGGUGUUGGCCUAUGCUGAUAUCGUCUUCACUUCAGUAUUCACUGCAGAGAUUGUGCUCAAGAUGACCACAUAUGGAGCCAUUCUACAUCAAGGCUCCUUCUGCAGAAACUCUUUUAACAUCCUGGACUUACUCGUCGUCAGUGUCUCCCUUCUGUCAAUGGGCAUGGAAUCCAGUGCUAUUUCUGUGGUUAAAAUCCUCAGAGUGUUGAGGGUACUGAGACCUCUGAGGGCCAUAAACAGAGCCAAGGGACUCAAGCAUGUGGUGCAGUGUGUCUUUGUGGCCAUUAAGACCAUCGGAAACAUUGUCCUUGUUACCAUGCUGCUUGACUUCAUGUUCGCCUGCAUUGGAGUGCAGCUCUUCAAGGGAAAGUUCUAUUCAUGCACAGAUCCUGAUCAGUUAACUGAGUUAACAUGCAAAGGCUGGUACGUUAGAUACGAAGAGGGAGCCCUACAUGAGAUGGAGAUCCGAAAGAGGAACUGGGUCAACUCAGAGCUCAACUUUGACAACAUCCUGAAUGGGAUGCUGGCUUUAUUCACUAUCUCCACCUUUGAGGGGUGGCCAAAGAUUCUGUACAAGGCCAUUGAUUCUAACCUGGAGGACACCGGCCCAGUGUACAAUAACCGCGUGGCCAUCUCCAUCUUCUUCAUCAUCUAUAUCAUCCUGAUCGCCUUCUUCAUGAUGAACAUCUUUGUGGGCUUCGUCAUCGUCACUUUCCAGGAGCAGGGGGAACAGGAGUACAAGAACUGUGAGCUGGACAAGAACCAGCGCCAGUGUGUGCAGUACGCGCUGAAGGCGCGCCCGCUGCGAUGCUACAUUCCCAAGAACCCUUACCAGUACCAGGUCUGGUACAUCGUCACCUCCUGCUACUUUGAGUACCUCAUGUUCCUCCUGAUUAUGCUCAACACCAUGUGCCUGGGAACACAGCAUUGUAACCAGUCGGAACAUGUGACCCAUCUGUCAGACAUGCUGAAUGUGAUUUUCACUGUUCUCUUUACCGUGGAAAUGAUCCUUAAACUAAUGGCCUUCAAAGCCAAGGGUUAUUUUGGAGACCCUUGGAACGUCUUUGACUUUGUGAUCGUGAUUGGCAGCGUGGUGGACGUGACCCUCAGUGAGGUUGAUGCCGCGCUAGCUUCUUCGGGAGGGCUUUACUGCCUCCAUGGCUGUAUGGAAGUGGAUCCAAUGCAGGCAAUUGCAUCCAAGGAGAACAUGAGUGUGUCCAUCACUUUCUUCAGACUGUUCCGCGUCAUGCGUCUCGUUAAGUUGCUCAAUCGCUCUGAGGGCAUACGGAACCUGCUGUGGACAUUCAUCAAGUCUUUCCAGGCAUUGCCCUACGUAGCCUUGCUCAUUCUGAUGCUGUUCUUCAUCUACGCUGUGGUUGGAAUGCAGAUAUUUGGGAAAAUUGCCUUGGUAGAUGGCACAUAUAUCAACAGGAAUAACAACUUCCAGACAUUCCCACAAGCUGUGCUACUACUGUUUAGGUGUGCCACUGGGGAGGCCUGGCACGAGGUCAUGUUGGCCUGCAUGUAUGGGAAGAGGUGCGACCCCAAGUCAGACUACCUACCGGGGGAGGAGAACACCUGCGGAGCCAACUUUGCCAUCAUAUAUUUCAUGAGUUUCUACAUGCUAUGUGCUUUCCUGAUCAUCAACCUAUUUGUGGCUGUUAUUAUGGACAACUUUGAUUACUUGACACGUGAUUGGUCGAUUCUUGGACCCCAACACCUGGAUGAGUUCAAGAAGAUCUGGGCAGAAUACGACCCUGAGGCCACGGGACGGAUAAAGCACCUUGAUGUGGUCACCUUGCUGCGGAGGAUCCCUCCUCCUCUGGGCUUUGGCAAAUUCUGUCCACAUCGGAUUGCCUGCAAGAGACUGGUCUCCAUGAACAUGCCUCUGAACAGUGAUGGAACGGUCACCUUCAAUGCCACGCUGUUUGCAUUGGUCCGGACUGCACUGAAGAUCAAGACUGAAGGUAACUUUGAACAAGCCAAUGAGGAACUACGGGCCAUCAUCAAGAAGAUCUGGAAACGCACCAGCAUGAAGCUCUUGGAUCAGGUCAUCCCACCAAUAGGAGAUGACGAGGUCACCGUUGGCAAGUUCUACGCCACCUUCCUGAUUCAGGAUUAUUUUAGAAAGAUGAAGAAGAGACAGGAAGAAUACUACGGCUUCAGACCAGACAAAACAAAGGCAUCAAAUGAGAUCCAGGCUGGCCUAAGGAACAUAGAGGAGGAGGCUGCUCCAGAACUCACCAGAACAAUAUCAGGGCUGCUGCUCAAUGAGGAGGAGCUCAACGAGACAGACGAAGGGGCAAUCUUCAGGCGCCAAGGAGGCCUGUUUGGCGAGCCUGCUGGGUUUUUCUCCAAACAAAAUGAGACUGACAACAACCACCAAGUGACCAACCAACGACCCCUUCAGAUGUCGGAGAGUCAACAAUAACCACAUCCACAGCCCGAGUAACACUCAGGCACAUUCAAUCUAUUGAAUGUGAUCAUAUUUACUUUAUAAUGAUUCUAAUUCCCAGCAGCUAGCAUGGUACCGUAAUGAGCUAAGUCUGACUUUUCCAGGCAAAGGUGCUUUACCUCAUCAAGCAUCAGCCUUAUGAGCCAAUGUUUUUUUAUUAAUAAUGUAAGGCCCUCAGUGUUUUCUAUUUUAACAUUCACUUACAAAACGGGUUCCCUGUCAUAGGUUGAAGUUUUUUAUUUCAUGAUAGAGUUCAUUGUCAUAUUUUCUUUUGAGAAUAUCUCAAGACAAAAUACCUGAUUCAGGUGGGCAUGUUUUGAGCUCUUCAAGUAAUAUUCCUGUAAAGUCAUGUUGAACUGACUCUUAGUUGGUUCUACAAAUAUAAAAUCCUUAAUGUUUUUUGCAAGAAAAAUAUCAUUUGUAUUGAACAGACAACCACAUCUAAUGUAAUUCCCCGGCACUGUGAGGUUUGUUAAUCGUAUACAAACUUGUACCGGUACUCGUUUUAAGGCUUGUUUAGUGGAAAAACACCCAGUAAACAAAUGAUGAGUAAAUAAUGAAUGGAAAUGAUUGAUGAAAAUGUGUAGAGUUCUUCAUCUAGAUUUUUUUUUUUCUUUAUUCAGAUCCGCAUUAGCUUCCACAGCUGUGGUCACUAAUCUUUCUGGGGUCCACAUAAAACAAAAAACAAUACACAGACAUAUAAACAUACUUACAGUACAAAAACCUAUCAAUAUCACAAAAGUUAGAAACACUGUAUAUACAACACUUCAAUACAUUGUACAAACAUCAUUAACCUCUCAAUAAAAAAAACAAAGUCCAUUGCAGGAGAAAAGUGAGUUCUAACAUGGACAAUAUGAUAUACAUCAGUGGUUCCCAACCUGGGGGGGCGCCAGAGAGCCAAGGGGGAGCGUGAAGCCUCUGACGGCUAGAGGCAAAUUGACAUCCGAGCAGUGCCGAAAUUUCAGAAUGUAGCAAAUGCAGCAGCAGUGCGCCCAUGCCUGACUUUAUAACAGCUCAUCCGAGCUUGAAAGAACAAUUUUUGAUGUCACGGGCCCCGCGAUUGAAAAUAGACCUGUCGCUAAGUCACGCCCCCUGUCGUUACCAUGACAAACUCGGACAAACAAACCAGACUCGAAAACAAAAACAGAUGGAAAAAUGUCAGCUGACAGUAUAUCUAAGCAGGUUUUGGAGAGGUUUUGGGAGAAAAAGGAUUUAAUUUCUUCCAGGAUCGAUCGAAAGGGACUACAUUACGCUAUUUUUUUAUCCCGACAAAAGCCUCCUAAGGAGAGUUCCUCUGCGUCUCUCUCGUAGAUCGCACCAUCUUUCAACGUCUUUGUUUAAAGAUGUUUCAAUCAUCUUCUCUCACAUGAUCAGCAGCUCGCGGUUUCACUUUCUCUCCAUUUAGAACUGAUGAUGAUAUCGCUGCGUUGUCUCUGUGGAGACAGCGCAGCAAUACCUCUACCAAAGACCCCCCCCGGAAUCGCGGAGCCAUCGCAUUUACAUCAGAAUGAAACCCAAUAAACCGCCAAUGUGUGUAAUGGUGGGAGAUUAAAUUGGGGUGCUAGCUAAAGCAACCUAAUCGCAAACCUAGCUUAGGCUACUUUUUAGCACGGUGCUGUUUGUGGCUCUCAGCUGUGCCAGAGCGUUCAUAGUUGCUAGGGAAACCACCUGACAUAGUCGCCCGGUGCAGCAGUGUGAAAUGCCCAGGUUUUAGAACGUCGUAGCCCGUCGAGUCGCAAGUUGCAAGUCGUUGCGAGGCGAAUCUUUGGUCUGAACUGGGCUUAGAUAGAUAGAUAGAUAGAUAGAUAAAUACUUUAAUAAUCCCAGAGGGAAAUUAU